Messenger RNA from Jaculus jaculus (lesser Egyptian jerboa), 2479 nucleotides. RefSeq names its product X-prolyl aminopeptidase 1 (gene Xpnpep1). The transcript has 21 exons. The record is from RefSeq and is a predicted model, not a curated record. The coding region runs from base 67 to 2067 and encodes 666 amino acids. Lineage: Eukaryota; Metazoa; Chordata; Mammalia; Rodentia; Dipodidae. Gene Ontology annotation, molecular function: metalloaminopeptidase activity.
UUCGGCGGGCGGCGUGAUCAGCUGGUCUGCGCUGCACUGACGUGGGCUGGGGCACGUCACCGCCGAAUGGCAGCCUCCAGAAAGGCACCGCGAGUAAGGCUGAAUCAUCAAGAUUUUCAGUUGAGGAAUUUAAGAAUAAUUGAACCUAACGAGGUGACAUCCUCAGGAGACACAGGUGUGGAAACAGAAGGCAGAAUGGCUCCCAAGGUGACAUCAGAGUUGCUCCGGCAGCUGCGACAAGCCAUGAGGAACUCCGAGUACGUGACUGAGCCGAUCCAGGCCUAUAUCAUCCCGUCGGGAGAUGCCCACCAGAGUGAAUAUAUCGCUCCUUGUGACUGUCGGCGGGCCUUUGUCUCUGGAUUUGAUGGUUCUGCUGGCACGGCCAUCAUCACUGAGGAGCACGCGGCCAUGUGGACCGAUGGGCGCUACUUUCUCCAGGCUGCCAAACAGAUGGAUAGCAACUGGACGCUCAUGAAGAUGGGCCUAAAGGACACACCCACCCAGGAGGACUGGCUGGUGAGUGUGCUUCCCGAAGGAUCCAGGGUGGGUGUGGACCCACUGAUCAUUCCCACAGAUUACUGGAAGAAGAUGGCCAAGGUUUUGCGAAGUGCCGGCCAUCACCUUGUACCUGUGAAGGAGAACCUUGUUGACAAAAUCUGGACAGACCGGCCUGAGCGACCCUGCAAGCCUCUUCUCACACUGGGCCUGGAUUAUACAGGUAUCUCAUGGAAAGAGAAGAUUGCAGACCUUCGGUUGAAAAUGGCCGAGAGGAGCAUCGUGUGGUUUGUGGUCACGGCCCUGGAUGAGAUUGCUUGGCUAUUCAAUCUCCGAGGGUCAGAUGUGGAGCACAACCCGGUAUUUUUCUCCUAUGCGAUCAUAGGACUAGAGACGAUCAUGCUCUUCAUUGAUGGGGACCGCAUAGAUGCCCCUGGUGUGAAGGAGCAUCUGCUCCUUGACUUGGGGCUGGAUGCCGAAUACAGAAUCCAGGUGCUUCCUUACAAGUCCAUCCUGAGUGAGCUCAAGACGCUGUGUGCUGACCUGUCCCCAAGGGAGAAGGUGUGGGUCAGUGACAAGGCCAGCUAUGCUGUGAGUGAGGCCAUCCCCAAGGAUCAUCGCUGCUGUAUGCCUUACACCCCCAUCUGCAUUGCCAAAGCUGUGAAGAACUCAGCUGAGUCGGAAGGCAUGAGGCGGGCACAUAUUAAAGAUGCUGUUGCCCUCUGUGAACUCUUUAACUGGUUGGAGCAAGAGGUUCCCAAAGGUGGUGUGACAGAGAUUUCGGCUGCUGAUAAGGCGGAGGAAUUUCGCAGGCAACAGGCUGACUUUGUGGACCUGAGCUUCCCAACCAUCUCCAGUACAGGACCCAAUGGCGCCAUCAUUCACUACGCGCCUGUCCCUGAGACAAAUCGGAGCUUGUCCCUGGAUGCAGUGUACCUCAUUGACUCGGGUGCUCAGUACAAGGAUGGAACCACAGAUGUGACCCGAACCAUGCAUUUUGGGACCCCUACAGCCUAUGAGAAGGAAUGUUUCACAUAUGUCCUCAAAGGCCACAUAGCUGUGAGUGCAGCUGUCUUCCCGACUGGAACCAAAGGUCACCUCCUGGACUCCUUUGCGCGGUCAGCCUUGUGGGAUUCUGGCCUGGACUACCUGCAUGGCACAGGACAUGGUGUUGGAUCUUUUUUGAAUGUUCACGAGGGUCCUUGUGGCAUCAGUUACAAAACAUUCUCUGAUGAGCCACUGGAAGCUGGCAUGAUCGUCACUGAUGAGCCGGGGUAUUAUGAAGAUGGGGCUUUUGGGAUCCGCAUUGAGAAUGUUGUCCUCGUAGUUCCUGUGAAAACAAAGUAUAAUUUCAAUAACCGGGGAAGCCUGACCUUUGAACCUCUAACUUUAGUUCCUAUCCAGACCAAGAUGAUAGAUGUGGAUUCUCUCACAGACAAAGAGUGUGACUGGCUCAACAAUUACCACCAGACCUGCAGGGAUGUGAUCGGGAAGGAACUGCAGAAACAGGGUCGCCAGGAAGCUCUUGAGUGGCUCAUCAGAGAGACACAGCCUAUCUCCAAGCACCAUUGAUACCUCCCUGGUUUUGUUUUUGUAAAAUGCUCUGGGGAAAGGAAGAAACAUGGGAGACUCCUGACAUCUUUCUCCUUUCCUCUUCUUUCUCCUCAGUGCUCCUUUUUACUUUUAGAUGCUAAGAAGAACUGAAAACCUUCUUAUCCUCUUUGAUAUUUUCUUGCAAACACUUAGUCUUUUACGAAUUUUUAAUUGUUGAGAAAGAGCCAGGAAUUAAAUUGCUACACAAGAAGGAGGGUCCCCAUAAAGCUGAAUAUUAGACAAGGGGGAGACCGCCUGAGCCCCCUGGCCAGUGCUGGUGAACCAACAGUGCUCCAUGCUGGUCACGUUCCCGGUGCUAGUCCAUCAUUCGUGAUCACCUCGAUGCCCAUGAGACCGUAUUGUGAUCAGUGAAUAAAGACGUCGGAACUUU